This is a messenger RNA of Homo sapiens (human), 1499 nucleotides long. RefSeq names its product transmembrane protein 86B (gene TMEM86B). Lineage: Eukaryota; Metazoa; Chordata; Mammalia; Primates; Hominidae. Gene Ontology annotation, cellular component: membrane; endoplasmic reticulum membrane; cytoplasm. The transcript is spliced from 2 exons. The record is from RefSeq and is marked validated. Gene Ontology annotation, molecular function: alkenylglycerophosphocholine hydrolase activity. Bases 279 to 956 code for a protein of 225 amino acids.
GCUCUGGGGCUAUCAGGCCAGCAUGGACGCUGGCAAAGCGGGGCAGACCCUGAAGACUCACUGCUCAGCCCAGGUGAGAGCCUUCUGAGCUGUGCCUGGGGCUGGGGGGACAGGGCCCUGGAACCCCAGCAGCCGGCGGGUCUGGGAGCUGCUGUCCUUGAGUUGGUUGGGCCCUGGGAAGCUGGGUUCUGGCAGCCUGGUCCCUGAAUGGGUCCAGCCUGUACAGCUGGGGUCCCAGGUGGGGGUGGGACAGGAGCCAUGAGAUCUGAGUCCCAAGAAUGGGGGCUGGGCUGGGUUUCGGCUCAGUAGCUCCCCACUCCCCAAAGCGCCCAGAUGUCUGCAGGUGGCUGAGCCCCUUCAUCCUCUCCUGCUGCGUGUACUUCUGCCUCUGGAUUCCCGAGGACCAGCUGUCCUGGUUCGCUGCCCUGGUCAAGUGCCUGCCCGUCCUCUGCCUGGCUGGGUUCCUGUGGGUCAUGUCCCCAAGCGGGGGCUACACCCAGCUCCUCCAGGGAGCCCUUGUGUGCUCGGCUGUGGGGGACGCUUGCCUCAUCUGGCCGGCAGCCUUCGUCCCUGGCAUGGCCGCCUUUGCCACCGCCCACCUCCUCUACGUCUGGGCCUUCGGCUUCUCUCCCCUGCAGCCCGGCCUGCUGCUGCUCAUCAUCCUGGCCCCUGGCCCCUACCUCAGCCUUGUGCUCCAGCACCUCGAGCCGGAUAUGGUCCUGCCGGUGGCAGCCUAUGGGCUGAUCCUGAUGGCCAUGCUGUGGCGCGGCCUGGCCCAGGGCGGGAGUGCCGGCUGGGGCGCGCUGCUCUUCACGCUCUCUGAUGGCGUGCUGGCCUGGGACACCUUCGCCCAGCCCCUGCCCCAUGCCCACCUGGUGAUCAUGACCACCUACUAUGCUGCCCAGCUCCUCAUCACACUGUCAGCCCUCAGGAGCCCGGUGCCCAAGACUGACUGACUAGGGAGCUUGAAGGGCCGGUGUUCAGGCCCUCUCCUCCUGCAAGGACCUGGGCCUCCCAGCCCAGCCCAGCCUGAGAAAUACCCUCAGCAGCGAAGCUUCCUGACGCCUGUCUGCAGGCGCCGCUGCCGCCGUCGCUUCUGGCUGAAGACGUUUGAGGACGAUUUGCGGAAUUCCAAGUCCACUACUGGGUUCCAGCUGCCUUCCCCCGGUUCUGACUCCAGAUCCCUGGCUCCUCAGCCAGGCCCACAUGGAGCCCUCCCAGCCACCAGCCUGCCUCCAUGUUCACUGUCGGCCCCACAGCCUGCCCGCCCCCUGCUGCUGCUCUGAAUCCGUUUUCCCUGUGGGUGUGGAACCGUAGAUGUUGCUGUUACCGUAGGAGAGGCCUCGGGGAGGGUCAUGAUUGUGAUAAACCAUCGCGGUUAAUGACAGCAGAAGGUUCUUUGUCGCUCCCCAUGGACCAGGCCUGGUGCCCAGUGGGACCCUCCAUGGCCCUCUGGUGGGGGGAUUCGGGGGGAUAAAGUGAGGAUUGUGCAGAACUGA